AUGGAUUCGAAAUCCACACUGUUCGCCGUCGUUUGUCUGCUGGGCAUGGCGCUGCUAGUGCAGAGUUUUGAUAACGGAACGCGGCACGAUGCGGACGCCAAACCGGGCCGUCGCUACAAGCGCAUGUAUGUGAUGUGCCCGCCAAAGUUUAGUCGCAUCGGUAACGAGUGUUACUACAUCUCGCCGGGCAAACAGAACUGGCUGGAUGCGUACUUCGAGUGUAAGGACCACAACAGCAAGCUGGCGGAACCGAUGAAGUACGAGGACAAGCAUCUCAGGAGAUAUCUGCAGAAAAUUAACCUGUCAGAAGAUCUCUGGAUUGGCGGCACCUACAACUGGAAGGUGAACAAAUGGCAAUGGGGCCACAAUGGGCGCGACAUCGAGUAUCAAUCGUUCAGCCAAAUGGUUCCUGGGAGCAGCAAGGAUUUGAAAUACAACUGUGCACUGCUACGGUCCGACCUCAAAUACAGAUGGUCGGCCCAAGAGUGCACGAAUAAGAACAAUUUUAUCUGCCAACAUCGUAUGCCGCUAGUGUCCGAAAAUGGACGGUACAGUUUGUAUGACAAAUGGAACAAAACCUACCCCGACCAGAAGGCGAACGAGAAGGUGGUGUACAUCAUGGACGAACCGAACGAUCGAAACCAAAGCAAUAACAAUGUGAAGCCGCGCAUCUACAACAGCAGGAAGCGGGUGAUACAAUCGAACCCCUCGAUUAGACCCCGUCCGGAACAUCGGCGCAAACCUUACCUGAAGAAGAAGCCUGUUCAAGCUGCUACCGGACCGUACUACAUCCCGUCGGAAGUGGUGGUCGGACGCAAGCAACAUCUCGCCCAGUAUGCACCGGACGCACCGAACGAUAUCAACACGAUCGAUAGCGGCCAUCGUAACGGGUACCAUUCGGUGUCACAGUUUAACGUUGACUUUACCACACGCAAUGGCAAGAACCGGGCAGCAAUCAUACCGGGCGGUUACCGACCCGGGUACGGAUCGCCGACCCAUAUGGAGACACGCGGACCGCAUCAACACCGGCACCAGCCGGGCCAGCAUAAAACUACCAAACGAACCCAUUACUUCAUGCCGACACGUCCACCAACUACACCGAGCACCAGCACCCCGGCAACGACGACGACGACCACCACUACCACACCACGACCGCAAACCACCACAAGCUGGCCGAUGCCGACGAAGCGAAUCCAUUACUCACCACUAACAACCAACAAAAUGCUGAAGCAGCACACGGCCCACCCAAUGUCGACGAACGAAAGAAAGCUGAAGCGCGAGCAACUGCGCGAACGGCUCCAGCGGUUAUCGUACGAGGAGCAGCUGCUCUUCUUCCAGGAUCGGGCCAACCGGAAGAAGCUAAAGGAACAGCAACUGCGCGACCAGCAGCGCGAAAAUGAGGUGGUGCAGUAA
Anopheles marshallii is the source of this 1413-nucleotide messenger RNA. RefSeq lists its product as uncharacterized. Bases 1 to 1413 code for a protein of 470 amino acids. The record is from RefSeq and is a predicted model, not a curated record. NCBI's taxonomy places the organism in Eukaryota, Metazoa, Arthropoda, Insecta, Diptera, Culicidae. The transcript is spliced from 6 exons.